GGGGCUCGUGCUGCUUUGCAGACGCCGCCACAUCGGGAUCUCCCGCGCAGCUCAACCAUGGUCAACCCUACCGUGUUCUUUGACAUCGCCGUCGACGGCGAGCCCUUGGGCCGCGUCUCCUUCGAGCUGUUUGCAGACAAAGUUCCAAAGACAGCAGAAAACUUCCGUGCUCUGAGCACUGGGGAGAAAGGCUUUGGUUAUAAAGGUUCCUGCUUUCACAGAAUAAUUCCGGGAUUUAUGUGCCAGGGUGGUGACUUCACACGCCAUAAUGGCACUGGUGGCAAGUCCAUUUAUGGGGAGAAAUUUGAUGAUGAGAAUUUCCUCCUGAAGCAUACGGGUCCUGGCAUCUUGUCCAUGGCAAAUGCUGGCCCCAACACAAACGGUUCCCAGUUUUUCAUCUGCACUGCCAAGACUGAGUGGUUGGAUGGCAAGCAUGUGGUCUUUGGCAAGGUGAAAGAGGGCAUGAAUAUUGUGGAAGCCAUGGAGCGCUUUGGGUCCAGGAAUGGCAAGACCAGCAAGAAGAUCACCAUUGCUGACUGUGGACAAAUCUAAUAAUAAAUUUGACUUGUGUUUUAUCUUAACCACCAGACCAUUCCUUCUGUAGCUCAGGAGAGCACCCCUUCAUCCCCAUCUGCUCAAAAUAUACUAUAAUCUUUGUGCUCUCAUUGCACUUCUUUGGGUUCCAUAUUUUCCUUAUUCCCCUCCAGGUUUAGCUGAAUUGCAAAGUUAAGUUUAUGGUUAUGAAAUAAAAACUAAACAACU
This is a messenger RNA of Mesoplodon densirostris (Blainville's beaked whale), 762 nucleotides long. It is a transcript of the gene PPIA, whose product is annotated as peptidylprolyl isomerase A. Gene Ontology annotation, molecular function: peptidyl-prolyl cis-trans isomerase activity. The transcript is spliced from 5 exons. Bases 58 to 552 code for a protein of 164 amino acids. Gene Ontology annotation, biological process: protein peptidyl-prolyl isomerization; protein folding. Lineage: Eukaryota; Metazoa; Chordata; Mammalia; Artiodactyla; Ziphiidae. The record is from RefSeq and is a predicted model, not a curated record.